Messenger RNA from Mauremys reevesii (Reeves's turtle), 1355 nucleotides. RefSeq names its product G-protein coupled receptor 12-like. Gene Ontology annotation, molecular function: G protein-coupled receptor activity. Gene Ontology annotation, biological process: G protein-coupled receptor signaling pathway. The record is from RefSeq and is a predicted model, not a curated record. Lineage: Eukaryota; Metazoa; Chordata; Testudines; Geoemydidae. Bases 98 to 1186 code for a protein of 362 amino acids. The transcript is spliced from 2 exons. Gene Ontology annotation, cellular component: membrane.
ACGUUAUUAGCAAUGUUAACCAAGGAAUGAAGCUUAAUCCCAAGGACUGGAAGGACUAGCACGAAAAAAAGCUGAUCAGCAAGACUCAAACAAAGCGAUGCUCCACAACCCCGCAGCAGCUGCGGCCGCCAUGGAGGAGCAGCUGCGGCAGCAGCAGCUGCGGGUCCUCCUCAACGCCUCCUCCAGGCCCUUCCCCAGCAGCAGCGGCAGCAGCAUCUGGCCGUCCAACUCCUCUGCCUCGGAGCCGGUCACGGCGGCGGGCGGCGGCGGCGAGGCGGCGGGCGGAGGAGGCGGCGGCGGCGCGGUCAGCCCCUGGGACAUCGCCCUGUGCGCCACGGGCACGGCGGUGGCCUGCGAGAACGCGCUGGUGCUGGCCGUGCUCUUCUACACGCCCAGCCUGCGCGCCCCCAUGUUCCUGCUCAUCGGCAGCCUGGCGCUGGCCGACCUGCUGGCCGGCCUGGGGCUCGUCGUCAACUUCACCGUGCAGUACCUGCUGCAGCCGCCCAACGCGGCCGUGGCGCUCAGCGCCGCCGGGCUGCUGCUCACCGCCUUCUCCGCCUCGGUCUGCAGCCUGCUGGCCAUCACCAUCGACCGCUACCUGUCGCUGUACAACGCGCUCACCUACCACACGGAGCGCACGCUGAGCUUCACCUGCGCCAUGCUGCUGCUCAUGUGGCUGCUGUGCCUGGGCGUGGGGCUGCUGCCCCUGCUGGGCUGGAACUGCCUGCGGGACCAGGCCGCCUGCAGCGUGCUGCGCCCGGUGACCAAGGACAACGCGGCGGUGCUGGCGGUCACCUUCCUGCUGCUCUUCGCCCUGAUGCUGCAGCUCUACCUGCAGAUCUGCCGGAUCGCCUUCCGGCACGCGCAGCAGAUCGCCGUGCAGCACCAGUUCAUCGCCACGGCGCAGGCCACCUCCACCCGCAAGGGGCUCUCCACCCUCUCCUUCAUCCUGGGCACCUUCGCCCUCUGCUGGAUCCCCUUCGCCAUCUACUCGCUGGUGGCGGAUUCCAGCUACCCCGCCGUCUACACCUACUCCCUGGCCCUGCCCGCCACCUGUAACUCACUCAUCAACCCGGUCAUUUAUGCCUUCAGAAACCCGGACAUCCAGAAGUCCCUGUGGCUGGCCUGCUGCGGGUGCAUCCCCUCCACCUUCUCCUCCAGACCCAGGACAUCCAGUGAUGUAUAAGGGUGGGUGGCCGCCCGGAUUGUCAAAUGGUUUCAUGCUCUCCUACUCCGCGUUGUUAUGAUGUAUUACCACCAGCAGGAGGAAUCCCAGACCCACGCGUCUCCUUCCCUGGAAAAAGAUGUCAACAAGAAAAACAAAAAAAACCCAACCACCAAGAGUGGUCUCCUUU